UUAAUAAUCUAUUAACGUUUACUUGACUUUGCUACAAUUUUGGCAAUUACAUGUAAGCUUCUACGCGGUUGCGUAAUACCUUUUACAUUCUUAUUUCAUGUUUCCCUCUCUUUUUCAUUCUAUAAAUAUGUCAUUUUUGAGCUGUGAAUAAGUUACUCCAACCAUUUGGUCAUCACUCUUUUUUAGAAUUUGCAAAUUUGAAUAACUCAUUGAUUUGGAUGGUGUUGAAGAGGGGUUUUUCAGGUGAAAUGGAGAAUGAUAAUCCUCACUUUCAAACUACUCAACAACAAAAUCAACGUUUUAAGUUCACCAAGUGUAUUUGCAAAGAUAAGAAAUGGCUGCAAGCAUAUUCUGCCCAGUUGGAGAAUUCAAUCCGAAAAGUGUUAAGGGAGGAAGUAGAGCAGGCCAUACAACAGUCUUACCACUCCAUAUUAAGGUUGAUGCCAAGUCAGGUGAAGCCAAGUGAAUCAAGAAAGUUUAAGCUGCAGUUUGAGGACAAGUUACCUGAUAAACUUUUUACUGGGAACAAGGUAGAAGCUGAAGGGCCUUCACCAAUCAAAAUUUACUUACUUGAUGCAAUUACUGGGCAUCGAGUAACUGAUGGUCCUCUGUCAUCAGUGAAAGUGAAAAUUGUUGUUCUUCAUGGACAUUUUAAGGCUGAGGAACUAGAUAAUUGGACUGAAGAAGAAUUUGACAACAAUAUUGUGUUUGAGAGGGAUGGUAAAAGGCCAUUGUUGAUCGGACAGCACCUAAUUUCAUUGCAAAAUGGGGUCUGCUGUGUUGGUAAUAUAUGCUUCACAGAUAACUCUAGCUGGGAAAGAAGCAAGAUGUUCAGGCUUGGGGCUAAAGUUGAAGCCAAAGGACACCAAGUGAGGGAAGCGGUAAGUAGUCCUUUUGAAGUGAAAGAUCGGCGUGGAGAGAAUUACCAGAAGCACAAGAUUCCGGCUCCAGAAGAUGAAGUCUGGCGCUUGUGCUGGAUAGCAAAAGAUGGGAAGAUAAGCAAAAGGUUGGCUGAACAUCAUAUUUACAAAGUGAAGGAUUUCGUGAAACAAUAUUACCUUGAUGAGUCCUUACUCCGCCAAAUUCUGAAUGUAACACCGAAAAAAUGGGAAGCAAUAAUUCAACGUGCUACUUCAUGCUUUUCAGGGGAUUCUAGUCAAAGUCUGAGUGACUCGGCACCAAUUGAUGCUCCUAUUAGCAAUACAAAUUGCCCAAUUACAGUUCCUGGCUUGAACAUGCAGCAAUUCUGUAUGCCUCCAUCUUGCUAUGAUCAACCAGAGAAUAGAAUGUCACAUUACCAUACCGAGGAUUAUAGCCAUCAUCUGCAUCAAUCCAUGGCUCUGAACAAUCCAUUAGUCAUGGACUUGUUAGCUGGAUCAUGUAGUGAGGAUGGCAGUCUUCCGUCUCUGGAAGACUGUAUGCUACCACCCUUCCCUAAUGUGUUUGACUUUGAAACCUCAAGUUGGUUUCAUGCUUCUCAAUUGAUGGGAGAAGAAGGCAAUAGCGGUGAUUAUAUGGGUUUUAGCCAUAACUCUGAUAUAGGGAUGCCCUCCUUCACCCCUAAUGUGAUUGUUAAUGCUUCAGAGACUGCAAAGCCAAAAGGAUGGAGCAAGGUUCGAGCUAUUAUGAGGGUAAAAGUUAAGCAUGAUGAAGCUGUCAGGAAGGGAAAGUUUCAGUGUUUUAGUCAGUAGGCGGCUUACCCCUUGAAUAUUUGGAGGGGUAAGCCAGUAGGGCAUUGUGGAGGAGGGAAAAUUGCGAAGGAUUUCUCCUUUGAUGUUUGAUAUGUUCCUAAAUGUAUGUGAAGUGCCAAAUAAUGGUUCUUUGUAUUGUAAUUGGGUUUACCCUAUGAUUCCAGAUGUAAGUAGUCCUGAUUUUGUGCUAGCUAGGCAAUUCACAUAUAUGUAUAGCUAAGCCCUUUAAUCUAUGAUGUAUAAUAGUUUGUUAUAUGUUGGUAUCCUAAACAUCUGGAUAUUAUAUGAAUCCCAUAAUCAUAUCGUUAAUCUCAUCGAAAUGUAUGUUCUAUAAAUUUCUUGCA
This is a messenger RNA of Chenopodium quinoa (quinoa), 2035 nucleotides long. RefSeq names its product calmodulin-binding protein 60 C-like. The coding region runs from base 219 to 1691 and encodes 490 amino acids. The record is from RefSeq and is a predicted model, not a curated record. Gene Ontology annotation, molecular function: calmodulin binding; DNA-binding transcription factor activity; sequence-specific DNA binding. Gene Ontology annotation, cellular component: nucleus. The transcript has 7 exons. Lineage: Eukaryota; Viridiplantae; Streptophyta; Magnoliopsida; Caryophyllales; Amaranthaceae. Gene Ontology annotation, biological process: regulation of salicylic acid biosynthetic process.